Dovyalis caffra is the source of this 2430-nucleotide messenger RNA. NCBI's taxonomy places the organism in Eukaryota, Viridiplantae, Streptophyta, Magnoliopsida, Malpighiales, Salicaceae. The record is from the annotation of a GenBank genome assembly.
AUGGACCUUCUUGCCACCUUCUGUUCAAUCCUUCUCUUUGUGGCUAUAGUUGCCAACGUCGUACUACAAUGGGGAAACUUGAAGUCACGGCACAAAUCCAAAAGGCUGCCUCCAGGCCCACCAAGAUUGCCUGUAUUCGGCAACCUUCUUCAGCUGGGCCAACAGCCUCAUCGGGACUUAGCUUCCUUGUGUGAUAAAUAUGGGCCAUUAGUCUACCUCCGACUUGGCAGAGUUGAUGCCAUCACCACCAAUGAUCCUGAAAUCAUACGCGAAAUACUCGUCCGACAAGAUGAAGUUUUCGCCUCCCGACCAAGAACUCUCGCAGCAGUCCACCUAGCUUAUGGGUGUGGAGAUGUGGCACUGGCCCCGUUAGGCCCACGUUGGAAGCGAAUGAGGAGGAUUUGCAUGGAGCAAUUAUUAACCACAAAGAGGCUCGAGUCUUUUGCAAAUCACCGUGCCGAUGAAGCCCAACAUCUGGUCCAAGAUGUUUGGGCCCUGGCCCAAACAGGAAAACCUGUGAACUUGAGGGAAGUGCUCGGUGCAUUUUCCAUGAACAAUGUGACUAGGAUGUUGCUAGGUAAGCAGUAUUUUGGUGCAGAAUCAGCAGGCCCGCAAGAGGCCAUGGAAUUCAUGCAUAUAACACAUGAGUUGUUUUGGCUUCUGGGGGUGAUAUAUCUAGGUGAUUAUUUACCAUUUUGGAGGUGGAUUGACCCUUAUGGUUGUGAAAAGAAAAUGAGGGAAGUGGAGAAAAGAGUGGAUGAUUUUCACAAUAAAAUUAUCGAAGGACAUAGAAAGAAGAGACAAGUAAAAGGAAAGGAAACCAGAGUGGAAGUUAAAGAUAUGGACUUUGUUGAUGUUUUACUGUCACUGCCUGGUGAGAAUGGAAAAGAACACAUGGAUGAUGUAGAGAUCAAAGCUCUAAUUCAGGAUAUGAUAGCUGCUGCUACAGACACUUCAGCUGUAACCAAUGAAUGGGCAAUGGCAGAGGUGAUCAAGCAUCCACGUGUCCUUCGUAAAAUACAAGAAGAGCUUGAUUCAGUCGUGGGUCCCAAUCGAAUGGUCGCGGAAUCUGACUUGCCUCACCUUAACUACCUACGUUGCGUUGUACGAGAGACAUUCCGCAUGCACCCAGCUGGGCCUUUGCUUAUCCCACAUGAGUCCUUACGUGCCACCACAAUCAAUGGCUACCAUAUCCCUGCCAAAACCCGGGUCUUUAUCAACACUCAUGGGCUGGGCAGAAAUACUAAAAUUUGGGCCGAUGUUGAGGAGUUUCGUCCCGAAAGACAUUGGCUGGCUGACGGGAGCCGAGUGGAGAUAAGCCAUGGAGCCGAUUUUAAGAUACUGCCCUUCAGUGCUGGUAAAAGGAAAUGCCCUGGCGCGCCACUUGGUGUGACUCUGGUGCUCAUGGCUUUGGCUCGACUCUUUCAUUGUUUUGAUUGGACCCCACCAGAGGGGCUAAGGCCCGAAGAUAUCGAUACUGCUGAGGUUUAUGGCAUGACCAUGCCCAAGGCUAAGCCCUUGUUGUCUAUGGCUAGGCCACGCUUAGCAGAGCAUAUUCUCUUCAGAAAUGCUAAAGCAGAGUUCCAUGUAAAGGAUGCACGGCUAGUUGAAACAAUGAGUUAUAUAGAUGUGCUAGCCCUUUUUAUGGAGGACCAAAAUUGGGCUCUGUUUGUCAUGUUUCUUCGGCGAGCUGCAGUGGCAUUGCCCCAGUCGAGAAGGUUGUUUAGUACUAACAGAACUUAUGAUAUUUCAAGUUUCAUUGCAGAAAUGAAUAAGGAAAUGGAAUCAGUCUUUGGUGAAUGCCCUCCAAGUGAACUUGCUGGUUCUAUCAAUUGCAAUCUUGCGGUUGAAGAAUCCCCUUUAAAACCACAUGGACUCGCCAGUUCUAAUAGUGAAAGUUUUAGUAGGUCUCAAGAAUCCCAAUCUGCAACUCAAAAAAUGAAUCAAAACCCUGCUGGGCUAACCCACAUUGGAAGUGCAGGAGAAGCCCAAAUGGUGGAUGUGUCUCCAAAAGAAAACACUAAUAGAACUGCUGUUGCUAGUUGCAAAGUAAUUCUUGGCAAGAAGGUGUUUGACAUGGUCUUAGCAAAUCAAAUGGCCAAAGGCGAUGUCCUCACUGUGGCCAAAAUUGCUGGCAUAAAUGGAGCAAAGCAUACUAGCACCCUUAUCCCAUUAUGCCACAAUAUCAUGCUAAACCAUGUUCGUGUUGAUCUAGUGCUGAAUCCGGAUGACCACAGUGUCAAAAUUGAAGGGGAAGCUGCUUCGUCUGGGAAAACUGGGGUUGAGAUGGAGGCAAUGACCGCUGUCACGGUUACUGGCCUAACUGUUUAUGAUAUGUGCAAGGCUGCUUCUAAGGAAAUUCAGAUGACAUAUGUGCGGCUUGAGCGUAAAACUGGUGGGAAGAGUGGGAACUGGUCCAGGGAGGAGUAG